AUGACCCCGGUGUCUUCUUACAACCCGUCCUUUGACACCCAAGGCGCCGCCUCGCCCUCAUCACAGCAGUAUCUCUCGCAAUAUCCGCCAUAUUUCGCCCCCAUGUUGGCGCAACAGCAACCCAUGGCCAGCGGUCAAAGCUGGGACAGUAAUCUCCAGCUUCUCAGCCCAGCCCGCGUUCCUUACUCUCACAAAACAUCCCCACUGCCUUCCUCAAAUCGAUCCGCACCUUCCGCACCAAUCCAAUCUGCCAGCAAUGGUCAUCGCCGAUCGGACAGUUCCUCGAAGCCGCUUCCCACUCCUGCUCAGACGCCGGUGCAAAACUCCUUCAUGGCGGCUCCUUAUCAAAACUACGAUCCAUCCACCUGGGACACCAACACGACGGAGUCCGAGUCUGCGAUGAGGAAGGCGAUCAUGGAGCAGCAGCAAAAGCAGCAGCAGCAGCAGCAAACAUCACCCACACAGCAACAGUCGCAGCAGGGUGAAUAUUCAUUAGCUCCUUCGGUGUCGACUGUCAGCCACAACUCUCCUGUGACCCCUCAGACCAACUUGGAUGAGUUGGAAGAUCCCAAAACGAUGACCAAUGGUGAGACUCUUGUGUCUGCAACAGAUUUUGAGGAUGACCCUUACUUACAUCUCAACCUUUCAGACUAUGCGAACAACAACGUCGGCAUGGUUGGUAUCCCAAAGCUGAACCGAACCAUGUCGGACAUCUACCAAGAUGAGCUUUUCAACCCGACUCUCAUCACGAACCCCCAGCAAACGGUGAAGCCUGUCAACUCCCACAUGUUGAACCCACGCAGUAUGAUGGCCGACCGAUUGCAGGCCGCGAAUCAGGGCCACUUGUCUGCUCGGUCUGGAUCGCCGGCUCUGGGUAUCAAGCGGGAGCGCUCGCCUUUCCGUCAAACCUCGCCAUUCGCCGGAGAUCUUCAGAUGGCCACUAGCGUGCCCAUGCCUCAAAAUCUGAUGAGUAUGGCUCCAGCCGCUCACCAGACCGAUCUGAAGACCAUGUCUCCCAAGGAUGCAGUUCUGGAUCUGGAUGAGGGGUCGGAUCCCUCCAUGCCUCCCCUCUUCCCUUCGCAGCCGGCCGAUUUCAAUCUGGGCGAUGCUCUUGGUCUACGUCGCGAGAGUUCGGGCAACAUGCGUUCUGCCAUGUCUACAUUGGAUGCUUUCCCUGGCCAGUACACCAACGCACAGCAGCCUCAGUUCAACUUCCAACAGCACCGCCCGCAAGCCAGUCUCUUGCAUCAAACUCCGGAGUUCCCAGCCUCGCUUCCGCGCCUGGAAUCGACAGCGAGUGAUUUGCAUUCGGGCUCCAUGACACCGCAGGCUAAGCUGCCUGUCAAUGAGAGUAUCACUCGACCCAAUAAUACCACUUCGGAUAGCGGCACCUACACCUGCACCUACCAUGGCUGCACUCUGCGGUUUGAGACCCCCGCCAAGCUUCAGCGACACAAGCGCGAGGCCCAUCGCCAAACGACUCCUGGUGGUCACCUGAUCGCCCGAGACGCGUCGCUUCGCAAUUCGCAAGCUGGCCCUCACAAGUGCGAACGGAUCAAUCCAUCUACUGGCAAGCCGUGCAACUCUAUUUUCUCCCGGCCCUACGAUCUGACCCGCCACGAGGAUACCAUCCACAACGCCCGCAAGCAGAAGGUGCGGUGUCAUCUUUGCACCGAAGAGAAGACCUUCAGUCGCAAUGAUGCACUGACCCGACACAUGCGAGUGGUGCACCCCGAAGUGGAUUGGCCCGGCAAGCAACGACGCCGUGGAAGGGAUUGA
Penicillium oxalicum is the source of this 1779-nucleotide messenger RNA. RefSeq names its product stress-regulated transcription factor RPN4. The record is from RefSeq and is a predicted model, not a curated record. The transcript has a single exon. NCBI's taxonomy places the organism in Eukaryota, Fungi, Ascomycota, Eurotiomycetes, Eurotiales, Aspergillaceae. Gene Ontology annotation, cellular component: nucleus. Gene Ontology annotation, biological process: regulation of transcription by RNA polymerase II. Bases 1 to 1779 code for a protein of 592 amino acids.